Molecule: messenger RNA, 1929 nt
Organism: Fusarium keratoplasticum
Lineage: Eukaryota; Fungi; Ascomycota; Sordariomycetes; Hypocreales; Nectriaceae
Exons: 2
Coding region: 1-1929 (642 amino acids)
Cellular component (GO): nucleus
Molecular function (GO): methyltransferase activity
Source: RefSeq, a predicted model, not a curated record
AUGCCGGCAUCCUACAUUAACCUUGAGCAAGAUGACGAGGUUUGCUUCCUCACCGAGAGGCCAUCCGGGUCUGGUGGCCGCCAGCGGCGGGACUCGUCCUGCACCAUCACUGACGAGUCACCACCAAUUUUCGGAACGACGACUGAGGAAGUGAUUGACCUCACAGUCGACUUGAGAACCUCAGGCCACCAUCUUCUCAAUGACGACGAAUUUGCACUUGAAAAAGUGCGGGUGGCCAACUACACCAUCCAGCCUGGGACGUUUCUCCAAGUCCACGAGUUCGACUCUGGAGACUACCUUGUCCAAUUCGUCCUCGUCAAGAUUGUGGUUCAGUGCACAUCCUCCGGUGAAAUCAAGAUCCGCGGCAUCCCUUUCACCAGACUUCGUUCAGCUUGGGGCAAGCUCCCUAGAAAGGCUCACGAGGUUUGCAUGAUGCUUUACUACAACCAAGAUGAUCCAAGUGCAUCUGAAGAGUUUGUCGAUAUCAACCCAUCCUCUGUCAUCAAACCUUAUCCCCUUCUCACCACCAACACCCUUUAUCCCCGCUUCAACCGGACCACCUUCCAUCCUGAGCACUCAGAGAAGCUGGAGGUCUAUUUCACCGGACAAGGGAGCCGAAAGAGACAGACCGAGGAAGCCUUUGUUCGCGUUCACGAGUCCGAAGUUCUCGAACCACGGUAUCGAAUCUCUGAGGAAGUCCUCAGCAACCAAUGGCGAGGCACCAGAGUCAAAGGAGGAUCGUGGGCGCCAAGUUUCAAUUCCCAACAGGGCUGUAUCAACCUUGAUGACGAUAACGGGAUCAAGAAAAAGAAGAUCCGAGCCAAGGGCCAGAAGUACACUGUUUUCGACUCUUGUUCAGGUGCGGGCGGAGUCUCGCGAGGAGCUCUGAUGGCGGGAUUCAAAAUCCAAUACGCAAUCGACAAAGCUCCAGAAGUUUGGGACACAUACGAAACAAACUUCCCCGACACUCGUCUCUUCAAGAUGUCUCUUGAUGAGUUUCUCUCGUUCGACAAUCAACACAUGCGUGUCGAUGUCCUCCACUUCUCCCCUCCAUGCCAGUUCUUCUCGCCUGCCCACACCCACGCGUCGGCCCAAGACGAUGACAACAUUUUUGCUCUCUACAGCUGCAACCAGUUGCUCAAGAAACUCAGACCGCGUAUCAUCACCGUCGAGCAAACCUUUGGCCUCACUCAUCACCGUCACGCCGAAUACUUCUACUCCUUUCUCGCCGACUUCACGCAGCAUGGCUACUCGGUGCGAUGGAGAGUUAUCAAACUCUGCACUUGGGGCGCAGCGCAGGACCGAAAGCGUCUGAUUCUCAUUGCCGCCGCUCCAGGAGAGCAACUUCCUCCAUUCCCUCAGCCUACUCACGGUCCAGAAGCCGGCUUGUUGCCCUACAACAGCAUUGGCAAGGCCAUUCGAGGCAUUCGACCAGGCGAUGAUCUUCAUGAUCUUGACAACGUGAGAUAUUACGAACCCCGAAGAGCUCCAUACGACCCGAAUCGCCUUGCUGGAACCAUCACCACCCGUGGAGGCGACUUCUACUAUCCGGACGGCACACGCAACCUGACUCUGCGAGAGUAUGCGAGUCUCCAAGGUUUCCCUAAAAGCCAUCAAUUCCUUGGAACCAUGACGUCCAUCAAGAGACAGAUUGGAAACGCUUUCCCUCCCAACACGGUCCGCGUCCUCUACAAGCACAUCGAACAGUGGCUUCUGAAGGAAGAUGGCAUGCUACCGUACGACGACGGCCAAGAUGCCAUCCUCAUCGACGAUGACGACACCGAUUCUACGACCAACCUGACCGACGCUUCUGAAGAUGAAGUUCACCAUUCGCCAGAGAUGAUGGAAGGGAGUAUGAUGGCUGUGGACAGAAACGAAGGUGCUAGAACCGAUUGGCGGGCUGGGAGUGCGGUCAUUGACCUGACCUAA